AUGUAUUCCGAACUGUCACAAGCCGAAAAACGGUUCCACAAGCUAACCUGCGCCCACUGCCGCAAGAAGAAGGAGAGGUGCGAUGGGGCCUAUCCCGUCUGCACAGCCUGCCGGGUCAACAAGAUUUCAAAGUGUAACUACGACAAACCGGCCUCUAUUGCCUACGUGCGGCACUUGGAGAAGCAGGUCCUUACCAUGCAGAAGAAGUUGGACGACAAACUCGACGAAUCCAUCACCGUGCCGUACGAAUACGUCUCACGGACGAUGAAGCACACGGACUACUUCAUUCGGCCGUUCCCCAACCACUUGCCGACAUUGCUUGCUGAGCUACACGGGAACGAGGAUGCAGAGAGCCAGGACGAAUUUGACUCCGAUAAAAUGGUCAUGAGCAUCUCAGACAAACAGUUUGACGAGAUCAUGGCUGCUAAGGGCUUGACCACUCUUACCCGCAUGGCCAACGAAGCUAUCAGACAGCUGUUUGUGGGGGUUUUGCCCCGCAAAGUCUCUCGCUGCUUCGAAAAGAUGGGCCCUGAAGAUGAAAUCCCAGACCUCUCCGAGACAUACUCCUCGCCUCUUAUCGGCGAGGUUGUCCAAUUCUACAUCAAACUCUUUGGAAAUUCUUCGUAUCCGUUGGGAUCUCCAUCGCACAACUCUAUCCAACUCACCCAGGAUGCGGCGUUUAGACACAAGUGGGUUACGUUGAUGUCGCAAGCACUAUUCGAGCCGCCUACCCAGGCAUUGGCCUUUGCCUACUUCUUCCAGAGCAACUUGGAGAUUCACCUAGGGGGGUCUAUGACCAGAUCCUGGAUCUUCUUGGGCAUUUCAGCCAAGAUUUUGGCCAGAUUAUGGCAGUACUCCACCAAGGCGACCCGAUUGUACUGGGUGCUAUAUGUGUGGGACAAGAUGCUUUCCACCCUCAUGAACCGUUUGCCCUUGAUGGCCGAGGUUCCGCCGGCCUUCCCCGACGAAGUCGAGUUCAGCAUCUUUGAUGUUCACAGUGUGGAGGGCAACAGUCUGCGGAAUCUCGACACCACCCCGCUUUUGAUUGUGCUUUGCCGGAUGACCAUCAUUCUUGGUGACAUGUUACACGACGCUGACCGCUUUUUGCCGGUUAGAAAUAACUUGUUGACGAUGGCUGACAAGCUCAUGGACAGCAUCCCGCAUGAGCUCCGAGACUCGGCGAACCAGCAGAAUCUCGGCUACUACAACGCUCUCUACCACACUUUCUGUGGGAUCAAGUUGCGUUUGUUGUCUUUGCAGUUUGGGUCCAGCUUCCAGGCGCAGCUACGCACGCUUCGCGGCAAGAAUCCGGGCGAUGCCGAGUUUAAUUACUACAGCUAUUCCGAGAUGCACACGUUCAACCCAGCUGAGUACUUGGAAAUGGUUGAUACCAUCCUCGAAAUCCGACGCUUGAUUCUUCCGUCGGAGAGGAGCAAGCAGGCGGAGGAAGAAAACACAGAGGAAAAGCGUGAGAGCUUCUUGGUGGUGCGGAAGUACUGGUUGAUGACAUUUAUCAUCAUGCCGAUGCACAAAUUGCUAGCCAACAUGAGCUUCAUCGAGUACACCGAAGGAUGGGCCAAUAACAUGGCGAUGAACCAUCCACAGAGGGCCGAACGCAUCGACAUGAACUUGUUUGUGGACUUUUUCCGCAUCCUCUGGGAACAGCUCGCGUCUGAGAAGCGCUACUUUGGUCCAGCCGUGAGAGACUGUAUUGAGUUCAUGGCUGCCAACCCGUUAAAGAUUUUGGAGAGGGACGACUACGCUUACAGCAAAUCCCGCAUUGAAACCUGUCUUGAGAUGAUCAAGGCAAACCAGGUGUUUGAUCCGGAUGCCAGUGAAGCCUCCGCCAACCCUGCAGCUCUGACCGAGCCGGAAAGUGUCAAACUCCAGUCUACAACUAAGCCAAAAAGAUUGAGACAGGCUUCAUAUACCAAUCCCGAGAUCCUUACUGACAUCAAGCAGGAGGUUGAAAUGGACCCCAAGGGAGGCUGGCUGACGGAGCCGGCGGAGGUUGAAUGUAUCGAAUCCACUCAUUCUGAUGGCACCAACUCAAGCCAUCACCAAGUUGCCUCGCGGUACCAUAACGCUCCAAUUCUUGAAACCCCGCACGGUCUCGAACAAGAUAUGUUUGCGCCUCUGUUAUUUCAACUGUACUACGGCGCCACCAGCUCUACCUCAAAUAGCGAGAUCUUUGCGCCGCCUAUCCAGUUAAUCAAAAACGACUACAACGAUAAAUUGACCAUGGAGACGUUUUUGUUCAAUGGUAUGUUGGCAACUGGCGACCAGCCGCCGCAGAUUUCUGAUGAAUUCUUAAACCACUACAUCGAAGGAGGCAGCAUGAACGCGUCUCAAAACGCGCACUAUCCACCGUCAGGGUCAUGGGGCGUGAACCAAGAGCUAUUCAAUAACAAUCUCUUCCAAACGCCGUACUUGAGUCACCCCCGAGAAAGCCUUAAAUCUCACAAGAGACACAGGCCAGAUACGAACCACCCCAUUGCAAGCGGGAACGGAUACGGGGUUGCUGAGGUCGGUAUGACCUCUCCUCGUUUCAUGCAAAGCAAUGACCUUGGCCGUUAG
Messenger RNA from Babjeviella inositovora NRRL Y-12698, 2577 nucleotides. RefSeq lists its product as uncharacterized. Gene Ontology annotation, biological process: regulation of DNA-templated transcription. The coding region runs from base 1 to 2577 and encodes 858 amino acids. Lineage: Eukaryota; Fungi; Ascomycota; Pichiomycetes; Serinales. Gene Ontology annotation, molecular function: zinc ion binding; DNA-binding transcription factor activity, RNA polymerase II-specific. The record is from RefSeq and is a predicted model, not a curated record. The transcript has a single exon.